This is a messenger RNA of Plectropomus leopardus (leopard coralgrouper), 3184 nucleotides long. It is a transcript of the gene angpt4, whose product is annotated as angiopoietin 4. The record is from RefSeq and is a predicted model, not a curated record. Lineage: Eukaryota; Metazoa; Chordata; Actinopteri; Perciformes; Serranidae.
AAUAUAGAGGGCACUCUAAUAGACCUCCCUCAGGUCUCCUGUCCCUCCACGCCUCCCUCUCUUCCUCCUCCUCCCCAUCUCCCCUCCCUCGCUCAUUCCUCCUUUUCUUAGCCAGUCUCAGAUAAGAAGGGGGCAGAAGUAUUUCUCUUCGGCCACUUCUGAAACUGGAGCCACUCAGAGAAGGAUGUUUUCACCUUCAUCUUUUUCAUUCUCCCCUUCAGUUUGGACAUUCAUUAUUCCCUAUCCUUAAUUUGCCCAUAACCUCUAUUUUUACCUCUCUCUACCCACUUUGCUUUCUCUCCAUUCACAUCUUUUUCCUGAGCUGGUCUGGACCUGUACCUGGCUUGUUUAGGAAAGGAGAGAAUAUCAAGAAAACCAUGAAAUAUCUGCUUAAGGUCAAGCCAGUGGACCCAUCCUGAAAAAUCUUCAUCAACAAGAAGAACGCAACAACAGAGAACAAAUUUAAAACCCAAGAACUAAAAAGGAAAAAGAAAGUAGAUGGACCCAUGUAUUGAGCAACUAAUCUGAUGUGAACCUUCAACACAAUUGAGAAAAAAGACCACAGGACAGGUGGGAUUUUUUGGGGGGUUUUUUCCCAAAAAAGUUUGGUCCUUCUGAUGUUAAACAGUGCAAAAGCACCUAAAGGGACUGAGGGUGCAGGAUCAGACCUCAUGGAUUGACAGUGAGAGAGAACACUUUAUUACAGCUGAAGAGAGCGUCAUGAAAGGCUUAAAUCUCAGCCGGGGGUUGUUGCUGCUUCUGCUGCUUUGGAUCUUGUCGGCUGUCACUGAUGCAGCCGGUGCUGCGAGUGCAGAACGAAGAGGAGCUGGAAGACGAAGAGGAGGCAGCAGCAGCAGCAGCGGUGGAGGAGGAGGUGCAGAGAAGAGAAGGACGUUUCACCGCAUCCAACAUGGCCAGUGCAGCUACACCUUCAUCCUGCCGGAGCUGGACGGAUGCCAGGGCGGAGGUUCGCCGUCACAGACUGAACACUAUGGCGUCUCUCGUGGCGGGGCAAGUGUCGUGCAGAGAGACUCGCCACCGAUCGAUGGCGAAUGGUCGUCUCAGAAACUGCAGCGCCUGGAGAGCACAAUGGAGAACAACACGCAGUGGUUACAGAAGUUGGAGAACGUCAUUCAGAAAAGUGUGAAGCCGGACGUCACAAACAUACCGUCUCACGUCGUUCACAACCAAACGGCCACCAUGCUGGAGAUCGGAACGAACCUCCUCACACACACGGCGGAGCAGACACGCAAACUCAACGUGGUGGAAGCAAAGGUGCUGAACCACACGUCUCGAAUAGAAAUUCAGCUUCUGGAGAAUUCUCUGUCCACCAACAAGCUGGAGAAAGAGCUGCUGCUGCAGACCUCCGAGAUCAGCCGGCUACGAGACAAGAACAGUCGUUUGGAGAGUAAAGUUCAGAUGUUGGAGUCUCAGCAGAAAGGAGAGCUGGAAGACAUGAAGGAGGAGAAGAAGAGACUGCAGUCGGUCGUCAGGACUCAGAUGGCAGCCAUCGAGUCUUUGGAGCGGCAACUGAGAGUUGCCAGCAGCAACAACACGGCUCUGCAGAGGCAGCAGGCGCAGCUGAUGGAGUCUGUCCACACACUCAUUAACAUGGUGGCCAGCACUACAGGGUCCCCUCCCAGGGACCAGAAGUGGAGAGACUGUGCAGAUGCGUACAAGGCCGGUCACUCCGUCAGCGGCCUUUAUGACAUCUACAUCGGCAACAGGACUGAACCUGUGCAGGUUUUCUGUGACAUGGAGACGAGCGGUGGAGGCUGGACGGUGUUCCAGCGGAGAUUUAACGGCAGCGUGGACUUCCAGAGGAGCUGGAGAGAAUACAAAAUGGGUUUUGGGGACGUGUUUGGAGAACACUGGCUGGGUAAUGAAGUGAUGCACCUGCUGACCAGUCAGGGUCAGUACUCUCUGCGGGUGGAGCUGAGGGACUGGGAGGGAAACCCCGCCUACUCCCAGUAUGACCGGUUCACACUGACCAGUGAGAGACAGCAGUACAGGUUGUAUCUGAGAGGUUACAGCGGCACAGCGGGGAGGCAGAGCAGCCUGGCCUCCCACGGGACCGGCUUCAGCACCCGAGACCAGGACAACGACAACUGUGACCACUGCAAGUGUGCCCUCAUGCUCACCGGAGGUUGGUGGUUUGACGCUUGCGGUUUCUCCAACCUGAACGGUAUUUACUACACCGUCGGCCACAACAUCAGGAAGCUCAACGGCAUCAAGUGGCACCACUUCAGAGGCCCCAGCUACUCGCUGCGCUCCACCUCCAUGAUGGUGCGACCCUAUGACUUCUAACACCACCCCUCCACCUCCGUGAUGGUACGACCCUAUGACUUCUAACACCAGCCCUCCACCUCCGUGAUGGUACGACCCUCAGCCUCAGGACCCUCCGGUGUCAUGAUGGUACGACCCUGCGCUCUCUGAAACGCCUCCCCUCGGCUCCACCUUGGUACAAACCAACCUUUUCUCUUUUGUCUUCAGCCAUCAUGUUCAUCCCCUCUGCCCCGCCUUCAUUAAACUCACUGGAUGUGUUUUCAUACCCGACUCUGGAUCCAUGAAGCUGGAAACGUUUGUUCGUGUUUUUGAAGGAAAGCGUUUUUAGAUAAACGGCUGCAUUUAUAAAACACUUUAAUGUAAAGUUAAACUCACUCACACUCACCGAGCUGCCACGUAAAGGCCUGUGUGAGCAAACGGAGCAAUUUGGGGUUCAGUGUCUCGCCAAAGAACAUUUUGGACGUAUGGACAAGGGGGCCGGAGACUGAUCUGUCAAUCCUGUGAUGAGUGGACGACCCGCCCUGCUCCGUCUCCACAGUUCGAAUUGAAAAACUCAAAGGUGAAAAGAAAAGCCAGCCAUCACUGACGUUUUUUUCGACAGUCUCACCUGGAGGACGAUCAUGGUGUUGUGCUUUUUUUGAACCAAUGAAAUAAGAUAGAAAAAGUUGCAUCAGAACGACUAAAGAGAGCUUCAGAGAAGUUCAAACUGCGGCUGCUUUCCCGCCUCCACUCAGCUCAGCGAUCAGUGUGUUCGGUGGGAAUGUUGCGUUCUUGGAUGCAGCCUCCCCAUCCGAACUGUGAUGUCGGAAAGGUGUGCAGAGGGGGCUUCUGAAGCUGGUGCAGCCUUUAAUCAUAAAAAAUGGUAUAAUCUGCAGACUUUAACUCUUUGAAACCUGGA